AUGGAAACCAUCCGCGAUUCAACCUUUGGCAAGCUAGUGCGCGUCUUUACUGGGAAUCGACUACUACGAUACCCAGAGGAAAUUGAUCCGUCUCUUUGGACAGAAUGUUUGAAGCCAGAACCCAGCGUCAGAGAUGAAGAAGCAGCGACGUUGGCGGACACCGAGGAGGACACCUUCGGUCUAUAUGCCGUCAUGUCACAGGCGUCACGAGCUUCGCGCCGUCUGAAUUCCAUAGCUUCAACCGCUGGCGUCAAUAAAGGAACACCGCUCCUGGUGGACUGGCGUGGACCAGAUGAUCCUGAGAAUCCUCAAAAUUGGAGCACAAUCAAAAAGUUCCUUGUAAGUUGCCAGAUCUGGAUGUUGACGUUUGCCAUCUACAUCGGAUCAGCGAUCUAUACUCCGGGGAUUGAAGGUGUUUCGGAACAAUUCGGCGUGAGUAGAGUUGCCGCAACACUCGGGUUGACGCUCUUCGUGCUGGGAUAUGGCCUGGGUCCAAUGGUCUGGUCACCUCUCUCAGAACUACCAACCGUAGGCCGAAACCCUACAUACAUCCUCACCCUCGUCGUCUUCGUCUUUUUCCAGUUCGCCGUCAUCUACGCAAAGAACUUCGGCAUGUUCCUGGCAUUCCGGUUCCUAACCGGCUUUCUCGGCUCUCCAGCCCUUGCAACCGGUGGAGCAUCCAUGGGAGAUAUGUGGAACCCGAAAGUGCGCGACUACAUGAUCGCCAUUUGGGGCUGUUUCGCCAUCUCAGCGCCCGUCCUGGGCCCUCUCGUCGGCGGCUUCGCUUCGUCGGCGAAAGGAUGGACAUGGACUAUCUGGCAGCUGCUCUGGGCUAGCGGGUUCACUCUGGUCCUACUGUUUUUCUUCCUCCCGGAAACCUUCACGCCCAAUAUCCUGUGGCGACGAGCACGCCGCGUACGGAAGAUCACGGGGAAUUCGAACUACAAAUGCGAAGCGGAAAUCGAGCUCAGCCACGUCAGACCUAAGGACGUCCUCUUCGAAGCCGCCAUUCGCCCAUUCCAACUCUGUUUCCUCGAACCAAUCGUCUUCUUCCUAAACCUCUACAUCUCCCUAAUCUACGGCAUCCUAUACAUCUGGUUCGAAGCCUUCCCGAUCGUCUUCAGCGAAAUCCACGGCUUCAACGCGGGCCAAACCGGCCUCGCCUUCCUCGGCAUCCUAAUCGGGGCAAUCCUCACAAUAAUGGGCUACUUCUACUGGAAAGCGAAGUACCAAUCUCAGCACUUCGACCAGAACUGGAACAUCGCACCCGAACACCAGCUCCCACCGGCGUGCGUAGGGGCGUUCGCACUCCCGGUUUCGCUGUUCUGGUUUGGAUGGACGGGGAAUUUCCAAAGCGUGCAUUGGAUAGUGCCGAUUCUUGCGUCGGUGGUUUUCUCGGUGGGGGGGUGUUUGAUCUUUAAUGGGAUCUUUUGUUAUCAGGCUCAUGCGUAUCCGAAGUAUGCGGCGUCGGUGUUGGCGGGGAAUGAUUUUAUGAGAUCGUCGUUUGGGGCUGGCUUUCCCUUGUUUGCCACGGCUAUGUUUCAUAAUCUUGGAGUCGGCUGGGCGUGUACGCUUCUCGGCUGCUUGACUGUGUUGUUUGUGCCGUAUCCCUUUAUUUUGUUGCGAUUUGGGAGGAGGUUGAGGAUGGCGAGUAAAUAUGCCAGGCAUGAUAUCUGA
Messenger RNA from Aspergillus pseudotamarii, 1677 nucleotides. Its product is annotated as MFS transporter. Lineage: Eukaryota; Fungi; Ascomycota; Eurotiomycetes; Eurotiales; Aspergillaceae. The record is from RefSeq and is a predicted model, not a curated record. Bases 1 to 1677 code for a protein of 558 amino acids. The transcript is spliced from 4 exons. Gene Ontology annotation, molecular function: fluconazole transmembrane transporter activity. Gene Ontology annotation, biological process: xenobiotic detoxification by transmembrane export across the plasma membrane.